This is a messenger RNA of Diatraea saccharalis (sugarcane borer), 593 nucleotides long. The record is from the annotation of a GenBank genome assembly. NCBI's taxonomy places the organism in Eukaryota, Metazoa, Arthropoda, Insecta, Lepidoptera, Crambidae.
CCCGCUGCUUCAGCUUGUUAAAACGUAAAAAAAAUCAGAGACAAAGAGCGACUUAAUUUAUACUAUGUUGCACUAGAUAUAUAAAUUAUUUAUAUUCGUUUUUAGGGAGUCCAGCCUGAAACCGUGCCGACAUUUUUCCAAUCCUUACAAAAUAACGAUCCGGUAGUGUUGCCCCUGCAGCCUACCGUAGCGGACGCAAUAGCGACCCCCUACGUAGGAAUAAACUCAUUCGAGACCGCCCACCAGCUUCUUGACAAAAUGUUGUUGGUAAAAGAAGACUGGAUAGCUCGAGCUAUUCUUCACUUGGUUGAAAAAGAACGAUACGUUAUGGAAGGUGCAGGAGCGUGCCCACUCGCCGCCAUCAUCGGCAAUUUGGUUCCUGAACUAAAAAUCAAGAACGUGGUUUGCAUUAUGAGUGGCGGAAACAUAGACCAAAUAACGCUCACCCGCUGCAUAGACAGAGGAAUGUCUGCAGAGGGCCGCUUGGUGCUAUUUAGAGUGAGUGAUACUACAGGUUGUUUUUAUUAUGUAUGAAGCAUGAUAUCCUUUUGUGCCGUCGAAUCUAAAGAGCUAUCUGCACUGAGAUUCUUUAA